Messenger RNA from Dioscorea cayenensis subsp. rotundata (Guinea yam), 5362 nucleotides. RefSeq names its product fibrous sheath CABYR-binding protein-like. The transcript has 5 exons. Bases 65 to 5362 code for a protein of 1765 amino acids. Lineage: Eukaryota; Viridiplantae; Streptophyta; Magnoliopsida; Dioscoreales; Dioscoreaceae. The record is from RefSeq and is a predicted model, not a curated record.
CAAAACCGACUAGCUUGACAUUGAUGGUGCAAGGGAGUUAGCACUUGACUAUACUGAGGAUCUAAUGAGAGAAGAGAAGAUUGAAGAUUCCCCUAAUGUAGAAUCAGCAGAACCAGGUACUAAAACACAAGACAUAACUGAAGAACAAGAAGAAACAGAUGAAGGAGAUGUCUCAGUUCAUAUGUCUGCUGGUGAGCACUUGUCAAUGAAAAACCCUGCAGUGGGCAUCAGUACAUCAACAACUGAAGCCCAAUUGCAGAAAGAUGACAUGAAUGGGUUAGUACCUGCUUUAACGGAGGAAAGAAUGGAGGAGGAUGAGAUGCUUAUAGAAACCUCUAAUGUAGCACCAGAAAUACCAGCAACUGAAACAGACGACUCAGUUGCAGAACAAGAAAAAGCAACAGAAGAAGGAGAUGCCUCCCUUCAGAAAUCUGCUAGUGAAGAACUCCAUUUGCCAUUGCAAAUAGAAAAAUCUCAAGGGCCACCAACAAGGGAAGAUCAACAUGAGAUGGGUGAUACAAGGGAGCAAGUACCUGGUUUUGCCAAGGCACAUGUGAAAGAAGAGACCCUCAAAGAAUCCUCCAAUGAAGAAACAGGGGAACCAGGCACAGAAACACAAGAUGCAACUGAAGAACAAAAUAAAACAACCAAGGAAGGAGAUCCCUCGGUUCAGUUGUCUGUGACUGAGGUACACCAUUGGCAAACAGAAAAAGCUCCAUUGCCAUCAAAAACUGAUGAUCAGCUUCACAUAGAUGGUGCUGACUGUACUGAUGAUCAAGUGAAAGAAGAAGAGAAGCCUAAAGAAUCCUCAAAUACAGAAUCAGGGGAACCAGGUACUCGAACACAAGACUCAACUAAUGAACAAGAAAAAACAGAGGAAGGAGACGUCUCAGCGCAUGUGUCUACUUGUGAGCACUUGUCAAUGGGAAAUCCUCCAGCAGGCAUCAGUACAUCAACAAUUGAAACUCAAUUGCAAGAAGAUGAUGUGAAAGAGUUAGCACCUGCUUUAACGGAGGACAGAAUGGAAGAGGACAAGAAGCUUAUAGAAACCCCUGGUAUAGCACCAGAAAUACCAGCAACUGAAACAGAGGACUCAGUUGAAGAACAAGAAAAAGCAAUUGAAGAAGGAGAUGCCUCCCUCCAAAAAUCUGCCAGAAAAGAAAUUUCUCCGGUGCCAUCAACAACUGAAGAUCAACUCAAGAUAGAUGAUGCAGGGCAGCUAGCACCUGGUUUUGUCAAGGAACAUGUGAAAGAAGAACAGAACCUUAAAGAAUCCUCUGAUUCGGAAACAGGGAAACCAAGUACUGACGCACGAGACUUAACUGAAGAACAAUAUGAAGAAACAGAGGAAGGAGACGCCUCAGUUGAAACCUCUUCACAUGAGCUACCCCAUUUGCAAUUUUCAAUUGAAAAUCCUCCAGUAGGCAUCAUUACAUCAACAACUGAAGCUCAAUCAGCAGAGGAUGAUGUAAACCAGUCAGUACCUGCUUCAGCCGAAAACAGAAUGGAAGAAGAUCAGAAUCUUACAGAAUCCUCUGGCGCGGCAUCAGAAGAACAAGUAGCUGAAAUACAUGGCACAUUGGAAGAACAAGAAAAGGCAACCGAAGAAGGAGAUGCCUCAGCUCGGAAGUCAGCCAAUGAAGAACUCAAUUUGCAAUUACAAGCUCAGAAAUCUCCAGUGGCAUCAACAACUGAAGAUCAAAGUGAGAUAGAAGACGCAAGGGAGUUAGCACUUGUCUAUGUCAAGGAACAUGUUGGAGAAGAGAAUCUUAAAGAACCCUUUGAAAAGCCAGACACUAAAACACAAGACUCAACUGAAGAACAAGAUAAAGAAACAGAGAUACAAGAUGCCUCAGCUCAGACAUCUGCAGGAGAACUGCCCCAUUUGCAAUUGUCAUCUGAAAACUUUCCAGUGGACGUCAGUAAUGAAGCUCAGUUGACAGGAGAUGAUGCACAAGAGUUAGUUCCUGCUUUAAGGGAGGACCAAAUGGAAGAAAGGACAAAUACAGCAUCAGAAGAGCCAGGUACUGAAAUACAAAACCCAGUAGAAGUACCAGAAAAGGCAGCUGAGGAAGGUGAUGCCUUACCUCAUAUGUCUUUGAGUGAAGAGCAACAUUUGCAAUUGCAAACAGAAAAUUCUCCAGAACCAUUAGAAACAGAAGAUCAACCCGAGAUAGAUGAUGCAAGAGAGUUGGCACCUGGCAUCAAUGUGGAACAAGUGAGGGAAGAAGAGAAGUUUAAAGAAUCCUCUCAUGCAGAAUCAGGGGAAACGGCUACACAAAUACAAUGCUCAACUGAAGAACAGGAUAAAGAAACAGAGGAAGGUGAGGCCUCAGUUCACAUGUCUUCUGGUGAGCAAUGGUCAAACGAAAUCCCUCCAGUGCAUGACAGUUCAUGGGCAAAUGAAGUUCAGUUGACAGGAGUUGAUGCAAGAGAGUUAGUGCCUGCUUUAUCUGAGGACAGAAUGGGCAACGACGAGAAGCUAACAGAAUCCUCUAAUGCAGCAUCAGAAGAACCAGGUAAUGAGAUACAGGAUUCAGUGAAAGAACAGGAGAAAGCAAGUGAGGAAGAAGAGGCCUCAGCUCAGAUGUCUCCUAGUGAAGAACUCCAUUUGCAAUUGCCAAUAGAAAAUUCAGCAAUACCAUCAACAACCGAUGAGGUGAAGGAGUUAGCACCUAGCCAAGAAGUAACAGAGCAUGAGAAGAUCAAGGAGUCCUCUAAUGUAGUAUCAGGGGGGCCAGGUACUGAGACACAAGAGUUAACUGAAGAACAAAACAAUGAAACUGAGGAAGGGAACGCCUCAGUUCACAUGUCUGCUGGUGAACUAUCCCAUUCAUCAACUGAAAAUCCUUCAGUCCACAUCAGUGCAUCAACAACUGAAGCUGAGGUUAUGGGAGAUGAUGCAAAAGAGUUGGCACCUGCUUUUACUGAUGGAGUGGAAGAAAACGAGAACCUUAAAAAAUCCUCUAAUGAACAAUCAGGGGAACUUAGUUUAGAAACACAAGGUACAACUGAAGAACAACAUGAAACAACUAAGAAAGGAGAUCCAUCAGUUCAGCUGUCUGUGACUGAGCUCCACUAUUUGCAAACAGAAAAAUCUCCAUUGCCGUCAAAAACUGAAGAUCAGCUUGACAUAGGUGGUUCAAGGGAGUCAGCACCUGGCUAUACUCAGGAUCAAGUGAUAGAAGAAGAGAAGCUUGAAGAGUACUCUAAUGCAGAAUCAGCGGAACCAGAAGCUCAAACACAAGACUCAACUGAAGAACAUGAAGAAACAGAGGAACGAGAUGUAUCGGCUCAUGUGUCUACCUGUGAGAACUUGUCAAUGGAAAAUUCUCCAGCUGGCAUCAGUACAUCAACAACUGAAGCUCAAUUGCAGGAAGAUGAUGUCAAAGAGUUAGCACCUGCUUUGACGGAGGACAGAAUGGAAGAGGACAAGAAGCUUAUAGAAACCUCUAAUGUGACAGCAGAAAUACCACCAGCUGAAACAGAGGACUCAAUCGAAGAACAAGAAAAAGCAAUUGAAGAAGGAGAUGCCUCCCUUCAGAAAUCUGCUAGUGAAGAACUCCAUUUGCCAUUGCAAAUAGAAAUACAAGAUGCAACUGAAGUACAUGAUAAAGAAACAGCAGAAGGAGACACCUCAGCCGAAACCUCUGCAAGCAAUCUACCUCAUUUGCAAUACUCCACUGAAAAUCCUCCACUACUCAUCAGAACAACAACAACAACUGAUGUUCAAGAUGAGAUAGUUACGGAAUCCUCUGUUGUGGUAUCAAAACAACCAGUAGCGGAAACACAGGCCUCAGUGGAAAAACAAGAAGAAAAGGCAGGUGAAGGAGGUGAUUCCUCAGCUCAGAUGUCCAACAGUGAGUUACCCCAUGUGCAAUUGCCAACUGAAACAUCACCCAAGCACACUACUGAAGGUUGGUUUGAAACAGAUGAAACAAGAGAGUUAGCACCAGCUCUGAUUGAAGAAAUUGUACUAGAACAAGAGAACCUUCAAGAAUCCUCUAAUGUUGCUCCAGGAGAGACAGGUACUGAAACACAAGGCUCAACUAAGGAACAAGAAAAAGCAAAUGAGGAAGGAUUCACCUCAGUUCAGACAUCUAUUAGUGAGUUGCACAAUUUGCAGUUGUCUGACACGACAUCUCCAAAGAACAGUCAUACAUCAGCAACUGGAGAUAAAUCAGAGACAGAUAAUCUGGGAGAUAAUGUCCCCACGUGGAAUCCUAAAGAUGAGGCCAGUCAAGCAACAUCCACCGGUACAAUCACACAGGAAACAACUCCAGACCAGGAAAUAAUACAACAAAUAGGUGAAACAGAAAAUGUAUUGAUGACUAAUACUCGAGAAGUUUCUGAAAUUAAGCAUGCAGAAGUGAAAGCUGGUAUUGAGACUCCCAGUGAAGUCAAUGCCAUUGAGCGUGCUGAUGAUUUACCAAAAGAGUUCUCAGAGAGAGAAAUUUUGGGAGCAGAUAAUGAAGAAGCUUCUGAUCCUCACCCCAGGGAAGAUGAGGCUGUAGCAGAGGAAGGCAAAAACCUUUUUAAUCCAGCACCUGAGAUGAUUGCAGCAACCAGAACUGAAAUGGAAAGCACAGGGAAUGAACCCUUCAUAAAGAAUGUAGAAGAAAAUUCUCAUGAUAAGGAAACAAUAAAUGAGAACAUUGAAGAUGUCACAUCUGAAAGCAUUCCUGAACAUCAGCCACAUGAUGGUGAACAGGAAACUGAUUAUGCAAUCUAUGAGAAGCAAGAUGUAUCGAAGACAAUGUCUGAUGAGCAGAAGCAAAAAUCAGAAAGUGGCAUUAACUUGGUUGAAGUGAAAAAAGAUGAGGCAGACACUGAGAAGGAUAAUAUUAUCUCAGAAUCAAUAAAUGAUAACCAUAGCCAAGACAUUACAUGUGAAUUGGGAGGCAAGAUUGAAAACUUAACAUAUGAUGACAAAGUUGAACAAAUGAUUCCACUGCCGGCCAAUUCAAGUAAGUGCAUUGAUACAGAAAUUGCAAAGGCAGGAGAUAAUUCAAACAACAAAAUCAGCAGUAAUAUUGGAAACACUCCUUUCAUAUUAGAGAUGGUAUAUAUGAGUUCAGUUUCUGCUUCUGCUGAACUUCAGUUUUUUCAGUUUCAGUGUCUGCUUUCUUGCAACAUCCACAUCCAUCGUUUGGGGAAGUGGAAUCUUUAUCUGUUGAUGAAACACAGCGAAAUUUCUUCAACAUUUAAGGCGAUGUUUCGCCUUUCUGCACGCUGGCCUCAAUCAAAUUUUCCAGAGUUUGAUACAGGACCAGUCUUUCAUCAGGCUCUCUUCUCAACCUCAGGGUUUCUGGUUCACCAGUUGCCUCUUGAUUCUGUUCCUCAUGAAUCAAUUCUGACAUGA